Rasamsonia emersonii CBS 393.64 is the source of this 2313-nucleotide messenger RNA. RefSeq lists its product as uncharacterized. The transcript has 8 exons. Gene Ontology annotation, biological process: regulation of transcription by RNA polymerase II. The record is from RefSeq and is a predicted model, not a curated record. NCBI's taxonomy places the organism in Eukaryota, Fungi, Ascomycota, Eurotiomycetes, Eurotiales, Trichocomaceae. Gene Ontology annotation, molecular function: zinc ion binding; DNA-binding transcription activator activity, RNA polymerase II-specific. Bases 1 to 2313 code for a protein of 770 amino acids.
AUGAGUACUUUCCCGAUCUUUUUCUGGAUGGAAGCUACCGAGGUAGGGAAGGAUAGAUAUAUGAAUAUGACUCCCUCCCCUUCGUCUACGGACCGACCCCAGACGCAGACUCAGACGCAGGAUCAGACCCAGACGCGAUCGACAAGAUGCGACGAAGCCAAACCCCGCUGUCGGAACUGCAUCGAGAAAAACUUCCACUGCGAAUACGGUCCGCAGGUGACGUUUCUCACGAAGAAUGCGCAUACAGUUGCGCCGGCUGAGAUCCAGAGUUCGGGGGCUUCUUCUGCGAGGGCGGUGUAUGAUGUUAUUCGGGACCUGACUGACGACUUGUUGAUGCAGUUUGUCAGCGAGGAUCCCCAAAAGCGGUAUUCGCUGGAUGCUGUGGAGUCGUUGUCUCCCAGUGAGACUGGUGGGACAUGUAGUUCUCAACUGGAUCGUGGUGAUCCAUCUGACAAGGCAACGACUACGCCCGUAGCAGAUGGCAGCGAUAGGAGCAGGGUAAGCAGGGAGCACUCAAGCCAGAACAAGAAUCAACAUCAGCAUCAGAAUCAGGACCAGAAUCCAGAUCUAGAUCCGCAAGAGAGAAGAGACAAUCUUCACUAUGACACAACUACCACGACUACGACCAGCAUCCCCCUUUGGAUACCUGAUACCAAUGAGGACAGCGUCGCAGAAAAAGGCCCGGAAAAAGGCCAUUCUGACACGCAGAACACUCCUCGGACGACCAGUCAUCAUUACCAUUCUACUACCGCGUUCAGUGAUAGAGAUGAAUUUGCCGUCCGCGGACUGCUUGCCUUGGGUACUACUGGGAUGAUGGAAACUCAAGCCGAGACUCGAACACAGAGUUCGAUGAUGAUGGGUUCUCAAUCAAGCCACAGGAUCGACUCGUCGUCGUCUGCAGGUAAUGACAGAAGUGGGAGGGGUGUAUACCAGCAGCAGCAGCAGCAGCAGCAAAAACAGCACAAAGAUCAAUCUCAACAAGAAAAAGCAAAUAGGAGUAGCAGAGACAACAGCAACUUCCCUCUCAGUCCUGCUCCUGCAACCACUUCCACCAAUCUGAGCAAUGAUCUCAACAGCAGCACCACCACCAACAACAACAAUGUAACCAUCUCCCAGAAAAGAGAAUCCAGGACGCUGGACCUUCUCAGACAUUACAGAUAUGAGGUUGCUCCUUGGCUCGAUAUAUGCGACCUCUCGCACACAUUCGGCAUCACGGCCGUGCAGAUCGCCAUGGAUACAACCAGUGCUACUGCCACUGCCACUACCACUACCACUGGCACAGGGUUCUCAAUCUCGACCUCGAAGGCGAACUCAAACGCAAUUCUUGCCAGCCUGCUAGUCCUCUCGGAGACAUCGCUCAAUCUGCUUCAUGAUCAUGCUGUUGCCGUCUCUGGUCCUGGCGCUCACGAAAAUCGUACUUCUGGCUCUGCCACUGGCUAUGGGACAUUAGAUCCCUGUUCCACCGGCACAGUUACAGAUACACUCGGGAACGAUACCCUCUUGAAUCCUAACAACAAUAACGACGACUACCGCUCCACCGCAGGCCUGAAUACAGAUCCAGCUAUAAACACUGAUACUGACAUGACCAUGACCAUGGAUAAUAACAUAGCGACAGCAGUACUCCUUACGGCCCUAAGGAAAGUGCAGUCUUUCAUUGCUGAUAUCCCGCGUUUUUGGAGGCGUGCAGAUGCAACUGCGGAUGCAACUGCAGAUGCAGGUGCAGAUCCAGGGUAUAAUGCAAAGCUGAUGGAUGCCCUGGCGAUGCAUGCGUCGUCCGGUAGGAGGGAUAUUGCGUCGGCGGUGUAUUGGCUUUUUUUGAGAUUGGCUUGGACAAUGGCAACGGGUUUAUUUCUGCUAAUGGCCACUUCUUUAGACGUCAGCGUUGCUCUCGCCAGCAAUACUCCCGUGAAAGUCCCCCUUCCAAUGUCUUUCCCCUUAAGUCCAUCACUUGAUUAUAUAGAAGACAUCUACGCAAGACUCUUCCACUUCACGCAUCUCCCACUGCUUCUCUGCGCCCAUGCCCUGCUCUGGUGCAAUGCCGACACCGACUCCGCCGGCACACCCCUCGACAGCUGGAUGCAGCUCGUCGACGAGCUCGAGAGAUGGUACCGCACGCGUCCGCAGGAAUUCCAACCCAUGCUGGAGCUCGACGCGGGCAACUUCCCCGUUGUCCUGUUCACCAACGGCGCGGGCCGCGAACAGCGCGGCUUGCGGACUCGCGUUUCCAGCCCUCGGUCAUGUCUCCGCUGUGGCAUGCCCAGCGCAUCUGUAGCAUUGCGUUGCACAAUGAUCGCCGCGAGUGCUGGGACUUGA